Molecule: messenger RNA, 2244 nt
Organism: Rhagoletis zephyria (snowberry fruit fly)
Lineage: Eukaryota; Metazoa; Arthropoda; Insecta; Diptera; Tephritidae
Source: RefSeq, a predicted model, not a curated record
AUGUCGGCAGUUUCCCCGGUCAACUCGAUCACCGAGGCUUCAGUUACUGAAGCAGCAAAUAAGAAGAAGCUGCUGGACGGUGGCGGUGGCUGUCAGCUGAUCAACGUCAACAUCACCAGCUCUUCACCGCCGGACCGGGAAGUGGGCGACUGCGAGGACAGUGGCGGUGAGGAUGGCGAGGAUAAUGAUCUCUCUCCGAAAACCUGCACGACGAUGGAGUGCGUCAAGACGUCCGCGUCGCUUCUCAACGCCAUGGACCUCUCGGCGGAUCCGUGCGAAGACUUCUUUCAGUUCGCCUGCGGCACCUGGGUGAAGAAGCACGUCAUUCCGGAGGACCGCUCCAGUCUGAGCACCUUUGAGGUGAUGGCCGAUGAUCUGCAGAUUAUACUCAAAGACCUGCUCGAGCAGCCGCCAAACAAUGACAACAGCGCCACGCUGAAGGCCAAGUUCUUCUACAAGUCAUGCAUGAACGUCCAAAAAAUCGAAGCCAUCGGCGACGAGCCAAUUCGCGAGGUGCUCGACAGCGUGGGCGGCUGGCCGGUGCUCGACCGCAACUGGGACCCCGAUGCGAUGCCCCUCACCAUUGAGAAUCUGCUGGGAAAAAUCCGCGGCGACUACAACCAACCGAUUAUAAUUGAGCAGUACGUCGGCCCCGAUGACCGCAACUCCUCGCACAACAUUGUCCAGUUUGACCAGACCAGCUUCGGGCUGCCCAGUCGGGAGUACUUUCUGAAGGAGGGCCCCAAUAAGGAGAAGGAGAGCUACCUGGCGCUGAUGGUCGACGUGGCGGAGCUGUUGGGGGCGGACCGGGCCUAUGCCACUGAGCAGAUGGCCAAGGUGAUUGACUUUGAGACGGAGCUGGCGAAUGCGAGCAUGCCAGAGGCGGACCGCCACGAUACGAGCGCUAUUUACAAUAAGAAGACCAUUCAGGAGUUGAGGGACGCCGUGCCGGAGUUCGAUUGGAUGGCCUACCUGAGCAGCUUUAUGCCGCGGGAGGUGAAGUUGGAGGAUGAGGUAGUGAUCUACUCCAUUGCCUACUACCGGGCGAUGGGGAAGAUUCUGGCGAGGACGGCUCGGCAGGACAAGCGGGUCAUUAUCAAUUACGCCAUUUGGCGGCUGAUGAAGAGUCUGCUGCCCUUCCUGGACGGCGAGUACGGCGUACGGCGAGCAAAGUUCCGCAAAGUCCUCUUUGGCAUCAGUGCCGACCGAACCCGCUGGAGUCAGUGCGUCGAACUGGUCAAUAAGAAGAUGGGCAUGGCCGUGGGGGCGCUCUUCAUCCGCGACAACUUUGAUCCGAAGAGCAAGGAGAUCGCCAUUGAGAUGAUCCACAAUAUUCGGCAGGCUUUCAAUGAGCUGCUGUUGGUUAACGAUUGGAUGGACGAGAGUACGAAGGUGUUGGCGAAGGAGAAGGCGGACGCCAUCAACGAGCGCAUCGGCUACCCAGAUCUGUUGACCAAUCCGAUUGAGCUGUCAAAAGAGUACGACUUUCUUGAGGUGCACGAAGACAAGUUCCUCGAGAACAUCAUCAGCGUCUUCACCUUUGAGUCGCACAAGAACCUGAUCAAACUGGGCACCUCGGUGGACAAGGACAGCUGGACGACUGAUCCGGCGGUGGUGAACGCCUUCUACUCGCCCAAUAAGAAUGACAUCGUCUUUCCGGCGGGCAUCCUCCAGCCGCUCUUCUACUCGCACUACUUUCCCAAAUCUCUAAACUACGGCGGCAUUGGCGUCGUCAUCGGCCACGAGAUAACGCACGGAUUUGACGAUCGUGGCCGUCAGUUUGACAAGAAUGGCAACAUGAAGCAGUGGUGGAACAAUGCCACCAUCAAGCGUUUUCGUAGUCGGACGGAGUGCAUCAUUGACCAGUACUCCAGCUACGUCCUCGAGGACAUUAGCACCAAUGUCAACGGAAAAAUGACCCAGGGCGAGAAUAUUGGUAACGACAAUGGCGGCGUGAAGGAGGCCUAUCUCGCCUUCAAGCGCUGGGAGUCGCAAAACGGCGUCGAGCCCCUGCUGCCCGGACUCAAUCUGACGCACGACCAGCUUUUCUUCCUCAACUAUGCCCAGAUCUGGUGCGGCUCCAUGAGACCAGAGGAUGCACUAAACAAGAUUCGCUCUUCAGUGCACAGUCCUGGUCCUAUUAGGGUCCUUGGACCGCUGUCGAACUCGUACGACUUUGCGAAGGCGUACAGCUGCCCGGUGGGAAGCAAGAUGAAUCCGGUGAAAAAGUGCUCCGUUUGGUGA